AUGGGGAACAUCCAUCCAGUUGUUUGUGUGGUUGGAGGAUCAUGGCUACUGGGAAUUUGCUAUUUUGUCGGAUGGAUCAUUUACAACCUUUACUUUCACCCUCUGGCAUCGUUCCCAGGUCCCAAGGCUAACGCAGCCACAUCCCUCCCCUUUUUCCGAUCUGUACUGGGCGGCAGCUUGCCCAUGGACGCACAAAAGCUCCACGAAAAGUAUGGCGACGCAGUGCGUAUUGCGCCAAACGAAGUGACUUUCAUCAACCAGGAUGCAUGGAAAGACAUCUUCUCUAUUCGACCAGGAAAGCCUCAGCGACCCAAGGACCAACGACAUGUGUCGGUCGGACCAAACCAUAUCCCCAGUAUGCUUCGCACGGACGAUAAGACUCACGCGCGCUAUCGACGCUCUUUAUCCCACGGGUUUUCGGAAGGCAGUCUGCAGCGUCAGGAAGUGAUUGUCAAGAGCUAUGUUGACUUGUUGAUUCAACGAUUGCAUGAACUUUCCGGAUCUAGCAGUGCCACAGUCGACAUGACCCGUUGGUACAACUACACCACAUUUGAUAUCAUCGGCGAUCUUGCAUUUGGAGAAUCAUUCGGAUGUCUCGAAAACUCGCAAUAUCAUUUCUGGGUUUCGGUUAUCUUCAGUCAUUUCCGCACUGCGGCAUGGGCCAACGUUCUACGACGUGUCCCCUUUGGACAAGUUCUUAUGAAGUGGAUAGUUCCCAGAAAGGUGCGAGAGGAGAAGGCUGCUCAGAAUCAGAUGACCAAGGAGAAAGUCCAGGCGCGUAUGGCUAAUGGAGACAACGGCCGCCCUGACUUCUUGAGCAAUGUGCUGAAGCAGCCCAUCGAAAAGGGAAUGAGUGAAGAUGAGCUUGUUAGCAACUCUUAUGUCCUCAUCAUUGCAGGCUCUGAGACGACUGCGACCUUGCUAUCCGGGGUAACUUAUUAUAUACUCACUGUGCCGGGCGUGAUGGACAAGCUGAAAGCGGAAAUUCGGGGCGCAUUCACUUCCGAAGACCAGAUCACUUGGUCAGCUGUUAAUCAGCUAAAAUAUACCCUCGCUGUCUUGAAUGAAGGUCUCCGGAUGUACCCUCCCGUGCCUUAUGGGUUUCCUCGAAUGGUAGAGGGCGAGGGUGAUUAUAUCUGUGGUAGAUGGGUUCCCGGUGGAACCGCGGUUGGAGUACCGAUACUUGCAGCUCAACGUUCCUCCAAGAACUUCAAAAACCCCAAUGCCUUCAUUCCAGAGAGGUUCAUGGGUGAUCCCGAGUAUGAAUCCGACAAUCGAAGUGCAGUCCAGCCGUUCAGCGUGGGGCCACGCAACUGUCUCGGCCGCAAUCUCGCAUAUGCGGAAAUGCGAUUGAUUCUGGCCCGGAUGAUUUGGAACUUUGAUAUGGAGAUUUCUGCAGAUUCCAAGCAAUGGAUUAAGCAAUCCUCGUUCGUGGUUUGGGAUAAGGGCAAUUUGAAUGUGAAAUUGACAUCAGCGCCCCAUACGAUUGCAGCGUAA
Penicillium paradoxum is the source of this 1497-nucleotide messenger RNA. RefSeq names its product cytochrome P450. Lineage: Eukaryota; Fungi; Ascomycota; Eurotiomycetes; Eurotiales; Aspergillaceae. The transcript is spliced from 4 exons. The coding region runs from base 1 to 1497 and encodes 498 amino acids. The record is from RefSeq and is a predicted model, not a curated record. Gene Ontology annotation, molecular function: heme binding; oxidoreductase activity, acting on paired donors, with incorporation or reduction of molecular oxygen; iron ion binding.